UGCAGAGGAUGAAAUUGGCUAUCUGGAUGACAACGAACAAAAUGGCGGAGAAUGCGACGGUGACGAAGGUGAAUUUCAUCCAACGAAUGGCGGAGGCGAUGGCUGUCAUCCAGACGACGAGGCGAUGCAAGAAUAAACUGCAAAAUUUCCAUCCCCAGCAAAAACGAAAGAGAGAGAGAGAGAAGCACUGUGCACAUCACGUUUCCCAAUUUUUACGAUUUUUUGUCAAAAGCUUUUGUCCAAAAAAAAAUGCAGUGUGCUUCUGGGGGCUGGAUGAAGCACUUUUCUUUCUGUGAGAGGGGGAAAAAAUAUGACGCACAAAGGGGGCAUCAUGAACUUGCCGGAAACGGAUUCGGAAGACGAAUUGCCCCCCGGGUGGGAAGAACGCGCGACUUUAGACGGUCGUGUUUAUUAUACUGAUCAUUCGUCGAAAAGCACGCACUGGGUUCAUCCAAAAACUGGGAAAGAGAAGAUCAUUCCGAAAAGUUCGUUACCCUUUGGCUGGAAACAAGAAGUGGAUGAUGAAGGAAAAAUCACGUACGUGGAUACAGUCAACAACAGGAAAACUUUCACGGACCCGCGAUUGGCUUUUGCAGUGGAAAAGAAUGCUUCAGCUGGAGGAACAAAAUUCAGGCAACGAUUCGACUCUAGUUCAACUGCUAGUCAAGUCUUGCACGGACUUGAUUUGUCAGGAAAAAUUGCUAUUGUAACUGGUAAGUUCAUGUGA
Messenger RNA from Notodromas monacha, 727 nucleotides. NCBI's taxonomy places the organism in Eukaryota, Metazoa, Arthropoda, Ostracoda, Podocopida, Cyprididae. The record is from the annotation of a GenBank genome assembly.